Messenger RNA from Synchiropus splendidus (mandarinfish), 1872 nucleotides. Its product is annotated as chemerin-like receptor 1. The record is from RefSeq and is a predicted model, not a curated record. Lineage: Eukaryota; Metazoa; Chordata; Actinopteri; Syngnathiformes; Callionymidae. The transcript is spliced from 3 exons. Gene Ontology annotation, molecular function: complement receptor activity; G protein-coupled receptor activity. Bases 719 to 1774 code for a protein of 351 amino acids. Gene Ontology annotation, cellular component: plasma membrane. Gene Ontology annotation, biological process: inflammatory response; phospholipase C-activating G protein-coupled receptor signaling pathway; complement receptor mediated signaling pathway.
GCUUAGCUUAGCAUUGUGUAGCGCUGCGUAACAAACUCACGAAUGCUACACUAGUAGCAUGGUGCAACGUUUCCCUGCAGGAGAGCCUUCAGUUGGAGACAAAUGAGGGGCCAAAUAAGGACGUAUAAAUACAAGGGCGAUAAAACGUCUCCUCCGAUGUGGAGGUUACGUUUUCCACAACGUUGUUUUGUCCGUUUUACUUUCAGUACUGGGAUGACGUCAGGGAAGAAAUGACUGAACUGGAUCCGGGGGCACUUUCUCAUAUGUUGGGCUGGACUUGGUGGAGGUUUGCACUUGCUCAGUGCUUUUCUAGUUUUUGUUUCCCAUCAGAGGAACUCAUGAUGUGGUAUAUUUCACGACACAGCACUGCGUACAAUACUCACCAGGAUCCAUGGAAAGCACCGCAGCUUAGAACUGUGAAGCACAGUUGAGCAACUCAGAGUUGCAGUGUUCGUAAAAGCGCCUUUAUAAGGAAGGAAGUGAUGAGUUGCUGCCUCAGUAUAUGACGGUCCCUCAUGAACACUGAAUCAGUGAGUGACUUGGACUGAGCUCUGGAAGACGCCCCGCGCUGCUGGCAGCUCUGCAGAAGACAGACACGUGUUUUUCUUUGAAAUGGACCUUCAGUGACGCAGACUCAGCUGGGUGUGUGUGUUUUCAGGACUGCGGGACCGAAGCAGGUUCAGCGACACCCCACGAGAGCCCGACAGACUCGAAGACAAUGGAGGGUUCCGCCACGCCGACUCCACACGGCUCAGCGGACGAGUCAGACGCUGCUGCCCCGCCGAUGCACCCUCUCACCGUCAUGUCUCUGAUCGUCUACUGCCUGGCCUUUGUCCUGGGCGUCCUGGGCAACGGCGUGGUCAUCUGGGUGACCGGCUUCAAGAUGAAGAAAACCGCCAACACGGUGUGGUUUCUCAACCUGGCGGUGGCCGACUUCCUCUUCACAGCCUUCCUCCCUCUGAGCGUGACCUACGCCGCCAUGGGUUUCCACUGGCCCUUCGGCCAGGUCAUGUGCAAGCUCAACAGCGCUGUCAGCUCCCUGAACAUGUUCGCCAGCGUCUUCACCCUCAUGGUGAUCAGCGUGGACCGGUGCAUCUGCGUGGUGAGGCCCAUCUGGGCUCAGAACAACCGAAGCGCCAGAAAGGCGUCCUGGGCCUGCUUGGCCAUCUGGGCGGCCUCAGUGUUGCUGUGCGUCCCGAUGCUCGUCUUCCGAGACACCAUCACCAUCAACACUGUGACCUUUUGCUUCAAUAACUUCGAGCUGGUCGACCCCGCGGUUCCAGCUCCGCGAAACACGGCUUUGUUUCAGUUUCGCCUUCAAGCAAUGACCAUCACUCGCUUCGUCCUGGCUUUCCUCAUCCCGUUUCCCGUCAUCAUCUGCUGCUACGCCGUGAUCAUCCACCGCCUGCGGAAACGCCCGUCCCUCGCCAGCCAGUCCACGCGCACCUUCAAGCUCAUCGCCGCGGUCGUGAUCGCCUUCUUCCUGUGCUGGGUGCCUUUUCACAGCGUCACCCUGCUGGAGAUCAUCAGCUUCAGCACUGGCACGCACCCCUUCGCCCAGGUGCUCUCCGUCGCCACCCCCAUCGCCACCAGCCUGGCCUACUUCAACAGCUGCCUCAACCCACUGCUCUACGUCUUUGUCGGCCGAGAUUUCAAAGAGGAAAUCGGCAAAUGUAAAUCCUUGCAGAAGCUGAUGGAGACCGCGCUUUGGGAAGACGGGUCGCACGGAAAAACAACCGCUGAAAGCAACGUGUCGUGCGACUCUGAGUUAUAAAAGGACUUUUCCUAGCACAAAAUCUAUUGAACGGAUUUCAGCAGCUUUAUUUUCUAAACAUCUGUGUGCACUCGGCUUCAGCAACGGACUUGUUCAGU